CCGCCCUCGGCCCCAGGCUUCGCUGGCCCCCGGCUGCCCGCGGACGCCCUCCCCAGUCAUGAACCCCCCGGAGGGGGCAGCGGAGGAAGGAGGAGCAGCCGACUCGGACGUGGACGCCUUUUUCCGGACAGGGUCUUUUCGGAAUGAUGGUUUGAAAGCUUCUGAUGUCCUUCCCAUCCUAAAGGAAAAAGUGGCCUUCGUGUCUGGGGGCCGUGAUAAGCGAGGAGGACCCAUCCUGACCUUCCCUGCUCGCAGCAAUCAUGACAGAAUAAGACAGGAAGACCUGCGGAAACUCGUGACCUAUUUGGCCAGCGUGCCAAGCGAGGACGUGUGCAAACGUGGCUUCACCGUCAUCAUCGACAUGCGGGGCUCCAAGUGGGACCUCAUCAAACCCCUCCUCAAGACACUGCAGGAAGCCUUUCCAGCCGAGAUCCAUGUGGCCCUCAUCAUCAAACCUGACAACUUCUGGCAGAAGCAGAAGACUAACUUUGGCAGCUCCAAAUUCAUCUUUGAGACGAGCAUGGUGUCCGUGGAGGGCCUCACGAAGCUGGUGGACCCCUCCCAGCUGACGGAGGAGUUUGACGGCUCCCUGGACUACAACCAUGAGGAAUGGAUUGAGCUGCGGCUCUCCCUGGAGGAGUUCUUCAACAGCGCCGUGCACCUGCUCUCGCGCCUCGAGGACCUGCAGGAGAUGCUGGCCCGGAAGGAGUUCCCUGUGGAUGUGGAGGGCUCUCGGCGGCUCAUCGAUGAGCACACGCAGCUCAAGAAGAAGGUGCUGAAGGCCCCUGUGGAGGAGCUGGACCGGGAGGGGCAGCGGCUUCUGCAGUGUAUCCGCUGCAGCGAUGGCUUCUCGGGGCGCAACUGCAUCCCGGGCAGCGCUGACUUCCAGAGCCUGGUGCCCAAGAUCACCAGCCUCCUGGACAAGCUGCACUCCACCCGGCAGCACCUGCACCAGAUGUGGCACGUGCGCAAGCUCAAGCUGGACCAGUGCUUCCAGCUGCGGCUCUUCGAGCAGGAUGCCGAGAAGAUGUUCGACUGGAUAAGCCACAACAAGGAGUUAUUCCUUCAGAGCCAUACGGAGAUCGGAGUCAGCUACCAGCAUGCCCUAGACCUCCAGACACAGCACAAUCACUUCGCCAUGAACUCCAUGAAUGCCUAUGUCAACAUCAACCGCAUCAUGUCUGUGGCUUCCCGCCUCUCUGAGGCUGGCCAUUAUGCCUCGCAGCAAAUCAAGCAGAUUUCCACACAGCUGGACCAGGAGUGGAAGAGCUUCGCAGCUGCCCUGGACGAACGCAGCACCAUCCUCGCCAUGUCUGCGGUGUUCCACCAGAAGGCUGAGCAGUUCCUGUCAGGAGUGGACGCCUGGUGCAAGAUGUGCAGCGAAGGUGGCCUGCCAUCUGAAAUGCAGGACCUGGAGCUGGCGAUCCAUCACCACCAGUCCUUGUAUGAGCAGGUGACCCAGGCCUACACGGAGGUCAGUCAGGAUGGCAAAGCACUGCUGGAUGUGCUGCAGCGUCCCCUGAGUCCUGGGAACUCCGAGUCGCUCACAGCCACAGCCAACUACUCCAAGGCAGUGCACCAGGUGCUGGAUGUGGUGCACGAGGUGCUGCACCACCAGCGGCGGCUCGAGAGCAUCUGGCAGCACCGCAAGGUGCGGCUCCACCAGCGGCUGCAGCUUUGCGUCUUCCAGCAGGACGUCCAGCAGGUGUUGGACUGGAUUGAAAACCAUGGUGAGGCCUUUCUCAGCAAACACACAGGGGUUGGGAAGUCCCUGCAUCGAGCCCGGGCCCUGCAGAAGAGGCAUGAUGAUUUUGAAGAGGUGGCUCAGAACACAUACACCAACGCGGACAAGCUCCUAGAAGCAGCAGAGCAGCUGGCUCAGACGGGGGAAUGUGACCCCGAGGAGAUCUACAAGGCAGCUCGACACCUGGAGGUGCGCAUCCAAGACUUUGUGCGCAGGGUGGAGCAGCGGAAGCUUCUCCUGGACAUGUCUGUCUCCUUCCACACACACACCAAAGAGUUGUGGACAUGGAUGGAAGACCUUCAGAAGGAGAUGCUGGAGGAUGUCUGUGCAGACUCAGUGGAUGCGGUCCAGGAACUGAUCAAGCAGUUCCAGCAGCAGCAGACCGCCACUCUGGAUGCAACGCUCAACGUUAUCAAGGAAGGCGAAGACCUUAUUCAGCAGCUCAGGUCAGCGCCUCCCUCCCUGGGGGAGCCCAGCGAGGCCAGGGACUCGGCUGUGUCUAACAACAAGACGCCCCACAGUAGCUCCAUCAGCCACAUUGAGUCGGUCCUGCAGCAGCUGGAUGACGCCCAGGUGCAGAUGGAGGAGCUAUUCCAUGAGAGGAAGAUCAAGCUGGACAUCUUCCUGCAGCUGCGCAUCUUUGAGCAGUAUACCAUUGAGGUGACAGCAGAGCUAGACGCCUGGAAUGAGGACUUGCUUCGGCAGAUGAAUGACUUCAACACAGAAGAUCUGACGCUGGCAGAGCAGCGGCUGCAGCGCCACACGGAGCGGAAGCUAGCCAUGAACAACAUGACCUUCGAGGUCAUCCAGCAGGGCCAGGAUCUGCACCAGUACAUCAUGGAGGUCCAGGCCUCAGGAAUUGAGUUAAUCUGUGAGAAAGAUAUUGAUCUGGCCGCCCAGGUGCAAGAGCUACUGGAGUUUCUCCAUGAGAAGCAGCAUGAAUUAGAGCUCAACGCAGAGCAGACCCAUAAGCGGCUCGAGCAGUGCCUCCAACUGCGGCACCUCCAGGCCGAGGUCAAACAGGUCCUGGGAUGGAUCCGCAAUGGGGAGUCAAUGCUCAACGCCAGCCUGGUCAAUGCCAGCUCUUUGUCUGAAGCAGAGCAGCUGCAGCGGGAGCACGAGCAGUUCCAACUGGCCAUCGAGUCCCUCUUUCAUGCCACUUCCUUGCAGAAGACGCACCAGAGUGCCCUGCAGGUACAGCAGAAAGCCGAGGCACUGCUCCAGGCUGGCCACUAUGACGCAGACGCCAUCCGGGAAUGUGCUGAGAAGGUGGCCCUCCACUGGCAGCAGCUGAUGCUGAAGAUGGAAGACCGGCUAAAACUGGUCAAUGCUUCUGUGGCCUUUUACAAAACUUCUGAACAGGUUUGUAGUGUCCUGGAGAGCUUAGAGCAAGAAUACAGGAGAGAUGAGGAUUGGUGUGGUGGACGAGAUAAACUGGGGCCAGCAGCAGAGAUCGACCACGUGAUUCCGCUCAUCAGUAAACAUUUGGAACAAAAGGAGGCCUUUCUUAAGGCCUGUACCCUGGCACGGCGGAACGCGGAGGUGUUUCUCAAGUACAUCCACAGGAACAACGUCAGCAUGCCCAGUGCCGCCAGCCACACCCGAGGACCUGAGCAGCAAGUCAAAGCCAUCUUGAGCGAGCUCUUACAGAGGGAGAAUCGCGUCCUACACUUCUGGACCUUGAAGAAGCGGCGGUUAGACCAGUGCCAGCAAUACGUGGUGUUUGAGCGCAGUGCUAAGCAGGCGCUGGACUGGAUCCAAGAAACAGGUGAAUAUUACCUCUCAACACAUACCUCCACCGGAGAGACCACAGAGGAGACUCAGGAACUGCUGAAAGAAUAUGGGGAAUUCAGGGUGCCUGCCAAGCAAACCAAGGAGAAGGUGAAGCUUCUGAUUCAGCUGGCCGAUAGCUUUGUGGAAAAAGGCCACAUUCAUGCCACAGAGAUCAGGAAAUGGGUGACCACGGUGGAUAAGCAUUACAGAGACUUCUCCUUGAGGAUGGGGAAGUACCGGUACUCCCUGGAGAAAGCCCUAGGAGUCAACACAGAGGAUAACAAGGACCUGGAGCUGGACAUCAUCCCAGCAAGCCUUUCAGAUCGUGAGGUCAAGCUGCGAGAUGCCAACCACGAAGUCAAUGAAGAAAAGCGGAAGUCAGCCCGGAAGAAAGAAUUCAUUAUGGCUGAACUACUCCAGACAGAGAAAGCUUAUGUAAGGGACUUACACGAGUGCUUAGAGACCUACCUGUGGGAAAUGACCAGUGGUGUGGAGGAGAUCCCCCCGGGGAUCCUUAAUAAAGAGCAUAUCAUCUUUGGCAACAUCCAGGAGAUCUACGAUUUCCAUAACAACAUCUUCCUCAAAGAGCUGGAGAAGUACGAGCAGCUGCCUGAGGAUGUGGGACACUGCUUUGUCACCUGGGCAGACAAGUUUCAGAUGUAUGUCACCUACUGUAAGAACAAGCCUGAUUCUAACCAGCUGAUCCUGGAGCAUGCAGGCACCUUCUUUGAUGAGAUACAGCAGCGGCACGGUCUGGCCAACUCCAUCUCUUCCUACCUGAUUAAGCCCGUCCAGAGGAUCACCAAGUACCAACUGCUCCUGAAGGAACUCUUAACUUGCUGUGAAGAAGGGAAAGGGGAGCUCAAGGAUGGCCUGGAGGUGAUGCUCAGUGUCCCAAAGAAAGCCAAUGACGCCAUGCAUGUCAGCAUGCUGGAAGGAUUCGACGAGAACCUGGACGUGCAGGGGGAGCUGAUUCUCCAGGAUGCCUUUCAAGUGUGGGACCCGAAGUCGCUGAUCCGGAAGGGACGGGAGCGGCACCUGUUCCUCUUUGAGAUCUCCUUGGUUUUUAGCAAGGAGAUCAAAGACUCUUCAGGACACACGAAAUAUGUUUACAAGAACAAGCUACUGACCUCAGAGCUGGGUGUGACCGAGCACGUGGAGGGUGAUCCCUGCAAAUUCGCCUUGUGGUCCGGGCGCACCCCGUCCUCAGACAAUAAAACAGUGCUAAAAGCCUCCAACAUAGAAACCAAGCAGGAGUGGAUCAAGAACAUUCGAGAGGUGAUUCAAGAAAGGAUCAUUCACCUGAAAGGAGCUUUAAAGGAGCCAAUUCAGCUCCCCAAAACACCAGCCAAACAGAGGAACAAUAGUAAGAGGGAUGGAGUGGAGGAUGUUGACAGCCAGGGGGAUGGGAGCAGCCAGCCAGACACCAUCUCCAUUGCAUCUAGGACCUCUCAGAACACAGUGGACAGUGACAAGCUCUCUGGUGGAUGUGAGUUGACCGUGGUCCUCCAGGACUUCAAUGCAGGCCACAGCAGCGAGCUGACCAUCCAGGUGGGACAGACGGUGGAGCUGCUGGAGCGGCCGAGCGAGCGGCCGGGCUGGUGUCUGGUGCGCACCACGGAGCGGAGCCCCCCGCAGGAGGGCCUGGUCCCCAGCAGUGCCCUGUGCAUCUCCCAUUCCCGAAGCAGCGUGGAGAUGGACUGCUUCUUCCCAUUGGUGAAAGAUGCUUACUCUCAUUCCUCAAGUGAAAAUGGAGGCAAGUCCGAGUCGGUGGCCAACCUGCAGACUCAGCCCUCCCUGAACUCCAUCCACAGUUCCCCCGGUCCCAAGCGCUCCACCAACACCCUUAAGAAGUGGCUAACGAGUCCCGUGCGCCGGCUCAACAGCGGGAAAGCAGAUGGAAACAUCAAGAAGCAGAAGAAAGUACGGGAUGGUCGGAAGAGCUUCGACCUGGGAUCUCCCAAGCCUGGAGAUGAGACGACCCCUCAGGGAGACAGCGCUGAUGAGAAGAGCAAGAAAGGUUGGGGUGAAGAUGAGCCAGAUGAAGAGUCACACACCCCCCUCCCUCCACCUAUGAAGAUCUUUGACAACGACCCCACGCAGGACGAGAUGUCCUCCUCUUUGCUAGCAGCCCGGCAGGCUUCCACCGAAGUACCUACUGCUGCAGACCUUGUCAGUGCAAUAGAACAGUUGGUCAAAAGCAAGCUGAGUCUAGAAGGAGGCUCAUACCGGGGAAGCUUGAAAGACCCUGCAGGCUGCCUGAAUGAGGGAAUGACCCCGCCCACACCUCCUAGAAAUCUGGAAGAAGAACAGAAAGCCAAGGCCCUGAGAGGCAGGAUGUUUGUCCUGAAUGAGCUGGUACAGACAGAGAAAGACUAUGUCAAGGAUCUGGGGAUUGUGGUGGAGGGCUUCAUGAAGAGAAUAGAAGAAAAGGGUGUCCCUGAGGACAUGCGAGGAAAGGAUAAAAUAGUGUUUGGAAAUAUUCACCAGAUCUAUGACUGGCAUAAGGACUUUUUCCUGGCUGAACUGGAAAAAUGUAUCCAGGAGCAAGACAGAUUGGCACAGCUCUUUAUUAAACAUGAGCGGAAGCUGCACAUCUACGUGUGGUACUGCCAGAAUAAGCCGCGCUCAGAGUACAUCGUCGCCGAGUACGACGCCUACUUUGAAGAGGUGAAACAGGAGAUAAAUCAAAGGCUGACACUCAGCGACUUCCUUAUCAAGCCCAUUCAGAGAAUAACAAAAUAUCAACUGCUCCUCAAGGACUUCCUGAGAUACAGCGAGAAGGCUGGUUUGGAGUGUUCAGAUAUUGAGAAAGCAGUGGAGUUAAUGUGCCUUGUUCCAAAACACUGCAAUGACAUGAUGAAUCUGGGACGCCUGCAGGGCUUUGAGGGCACCCUGACGGCUCAGGGGAAGCUGCUGCAGCAGGACACGUUCUAUGUGAUUGAGCUGGAUGCAGGCAUGCAGUCCCGGACCAAGGAGAGGCGCGUGUUCCUCUUUGAGCAAAUUGUCAUCUUCAGUGAACUGCUCAGAAAGGGAUCCCUCACCCCGGGCUACAUGUUCAAAAGGAGCAUCAAGAUGAAUUACUUGGUCCUGGAGGAGAAUGUGGACGAUGACCCCUGCAAGUUUGCGCUCAUGAACAGGGAGACUUCGGAGAGGGUUGUUCUGCAAGCCGCCAAUGCUGACAUCCAGCAGGCCUGGGUGCAGGACAUCAAUCAAGUCUUAGAAACACAGAGAGACUUCUUAAAUGCACUACAGUCACCCAUUGAGUAUCAGCGGAAAGAAAGGAGCACAGCCGUGAUGAGGUCCCAGCCUGCUAGGACUCCCCAAGCCAGCCCCAGGCCCUACUCCUCUGUCCCUGUGGGCUCUGAGAAGCCCCCAAAGGGCUCCAGCUAUAACCCACCUCUGCCACCCCUGAAGAUAUCUACCUCCAAUGGCAGUCCAGGGUUUGACUACCACCAGCCUGGGGACAAGUUUGAGGCCAACAAGCAGAGCGACCUGGGAGGCUGCAAUGGGACCUCGUCCAUGGCCGUGAUCAAAGAUUACUAUGCACUGAAGGAGAACGAAAUCUGUGUGAGCCAAGGUGAGGUGGUCCAGGUCCUCGCCGUCAACCAGCAGAACAUGUGCCUGGUGUACCAGCCUGCCAGCGACCAUUCCCCUGCGGCCGAGGGCUGGGUCCCGGGCAGCAUCCUGGCGCCCAUCACCAAAGCCACGGCAACAGCAGAAAAUAGUGACGGGAGCAUCAAGAAGUCAUGUUCAUGGCAUACUCUACGCAUGAGAAAGCGGGCAGAAGUGGAGAACACGGGUAAAAAUGAAGCCACAGGGUCUCGUAAACCCAAGGAUAUUCUGGGCAACAAAGUCUCUGUUAAAGAGACCAACAGUUCCGAGGAGUCAGAGUGUGAUGAUCUUGACCCUAAUACUAGCAUGGAGAUCUUAAAUCCAAAUUUCAUCCAAGAAGUGGCCCCAGAAUUCCUUGUGCCCUUAGUGGAUGUGACCUGCUUGCUUGGAGACACAGUGACACUGCAGUGCAAAGUCUGUGGGAGGCCGAAGCCCACCAUCACCUGGAAGGGUCCAGACCAGAACAUCCUUGACACUGACAACAGCUCAGCCACAUACACCGUCUCCUCCUGUGAUUCUGGGGAAAUCACCUUGAAGAUCUGCAAUCUGAUGCCCCAAGACAGCGGGAUUUAUACCUGCAUAGCCACAAAUGACCACGGCACCACAUCGACAUCAGCCACAGUUAAAGUGCAAGGUGUUCCAGCAGCCCCUAACCGCCCCAUUGCCCAGGAGAGAAGCUGCACGUCCGUGAUUCUCCGCUGGCUACCCCCAUCCAGCACGGGAAACUGCACCAUUUCUGGGUACACUGUGGAGUACAGAGAGGAAGGUUCUCAGGCCUGGCAGCAGUCAGUGGCUUCGACCUUGGACACUUACCUCGUCAUCGAAGACCUCAGUCCCGGGAGUCCUUAUCAGUUCAGAGUCAGUGCCAGUAACCCCUGGGGGAUCAGCCUUCCCAGCGAGCCCUCGGAGUUUGUGCGACUUCCAGAAUACGACGCUGCUGCCGAUGGCGCCACCAUUUGUUGGAAGGAAAAUUUUGAUUCAGCUUAUACUGAGCUGAAUGAAAUUGGAAGAGGCCGUUUCUCCAUAGUCAAGAAGUGCAUUCACAAAGCUACCCGCAAAGAUGUCGCCGUGAAAUUCGUUAGCAAAAAAAUGAAGAAAAAAGAGCAGGCUGCCCACGAGGCUGCCCUCCUUCAGCACCUGCAGCACCCCCAGUACAUCACUCUGCAUGACACCUAUGAGUCCCCCACAUCCUACAUCCUGAUUUUGGAACUGAUGGAUGAUGGCCGGCUCUUAGACUACCUUAUGAAUCAUGAUGAGCUGAUGGAAGAAAAAGUAGCUUUCUACAUCCGGGACAUCAUGGAAGCUCUACAGUACCUUCACAACUGCAGGGUUGCACAUUUGGACAUAAAGCCUGAAAACCUGCUUAUUGACCUACGAAUUCCAGUGCCUCGAGUGAAGCUCAUUGACUUGGAGGAUGCUGUCCAGAUCUCAGGUCACUUCCACAUCCACCACCUGCUGGGUAACCCCGAGUUUGCUGCCCCAGAAGUGAUCCAAGGCAUCCCUGUGUCCCUGGGCACAGAUAUCUGGAGCAUCGGGGUUCUGACAUAUGUCAUGCUGAGUGGGGUCUCCCCCUUCUUGGAUGAGAGCAAAGAGGAGACAUGUAUCAAUGUGUGCAGGGUGGACUUCAGCUUCCCCCAUGAGUACUUCUGCGGCGUCAGCAAUGCUGCCAGAGAUUUCAUCAAUGUGAUCUUACAGGAAGACUUUCGAAGGCGGCCCACGGCAGCCACCUGCCUGCAGCAUCCGUGGCUGCAGCCCCACAAUGGCAGCUACUCCAAGAUCCCCCUGGACACCUCCCGCCUGGCGUGCUUCAUAGAACGCCGCAAGCAUCAGAACGAUGUGCGGCCUGUUCCUGAUGUCAAGAGCUAUAUUGUCAACCGGGUAAACCAAGGGACGUAGCCAUCUCCUGGCCCUUGAGGUUUCACAUGGAAGUGCAGUGUGAACCAAAGCAAGACUGAAUGUGUCUGUAAAUAAUUCUGUUAAUUAUUUCACUCCAUGCGGUUCUCUGGAUUGAGAGAUGUACCUCUUAAACCUCGUCAGUGGUUAUUCAGGGUCUAAGCAGGAG
Molecule: messenger RNA, 9194 nt
Organism: Ceratotherium simum simum (southern white rhinoceros)
Lineage: Eukaryota; Metazoa; Chordata; Mammalia; Perissodactyla; Rhinocerotidae
Gene: KALRN
Product: kalirin RhoGEF kinase
Biological process (GO): axon guidance; protein phosphorylation; intracellular signal transduction
Cellular component (GO): extrinsic component of membrane; cytoplasm; postsynaptic density
Molecular function (GO): guanyl-nucleotide exchange factor activity; protein binding; ATP binding
Source: RefSeq, a predicted model, not a curated record